Molecule: messenger RNA, 17008 nt
Organism: Coregonus sp. 'balchen'
Lineage: Eukaryota; Metazoa; Chordata; Actinopteri; Salmoniformes; Salmonidae
Source: the annotation of a GenBank genome assembly
AGCAGCCCCAGCCUAAGCCCCAGCAUGGACAAUGAGAUCACAGCCAAGGAGAGAGGACUACUGGAGAACAACGAAAAGGAGACAAUGGACAGAGAUCAGGAGGAGGAGGUAGAGAAGCUCUUAUAUUUGUUGGUGCUAUCUUUUGUAGUCUUUAUUCGUCUGGCAUGUUUAUGGAACUUUCUAUGGGUCCUGACUUUGUAUUCAGUUUUUUUUUUUUUAAUCUGCUGCUGUUUGACAUUACAUUUUCAAACACAUCGUUUCCAUGUGCUUGAUACCAUUCCAUUCACUCCAUUCUAGCCAUUAUUAUGAGCCGUCCUUCCCUCACCAGCCUCCUGUGCUAUCUCUAUAUCUAUCAAUCUUUAUCUAGGAGGAGGAGAAGGGGAGGAGGGAGCAGCAGGAGCCCCUGUCUGAGGAGCAGGAGCUGGAGGAGUUGAGGAGCCAGGUGCUGCAGCUCCUUCUGGAGUUAGAGGAGGCCAGGGAGAUGUCCAACAAACACCAGGAGGCCUUCCACGAGCUACAGGGUAAGAGAGUAGUUGCGAAAUGGCAAGCAAAUUAGCUGUUAGCUGUGGUUCAUUAGCAGUGCCAUACUAUAGGGCAGGCUUCUCCAACCCUGUUCCUGGAGAGCUACCCUCCUGUAGGUUUUCGCUCCAACCCCAGUUGUAACUAACCUGGUGCAGCUGAUCAACCAGCUAAUUAUUAGAAUCAGGUGUGCUCGAUUAGGGUUGGAGUGAAAACCUACAGGAUGGUAGCUCUCCAGGAACAGGGUUGGAGAGCCCUGCUAUACGGUGUCCAAUCAAAAACACAUAUUUUGACCAAUGGGUAAAUGUUUUUCCUCUAAGAAAACCAAUGGUCCAAACCUCAUGUUUCUAUCAUAAUCCAUUCAAAAGUUAUUGGAGUUUUUACCCUUGUAGGAUGGCCAAAAUUAAGUCAAUAGAGGCCAGAUGCUCUGCGAGUUUUACUCUCCAGCUGAACUCUUCAUCUUUCUUCUCGCAGGAGAAAAAAAAAAAAACAUUAUAGAGGUACGAUAGAUGACAUGUAGUAUUUUCAUAUUUUAGUAUAUGCUUUUCAUAUUAAUGCGAAAUUCAUGUUCUAAUUUAGAAGAUUUCUCACAAAAACAAGUGCAUCUCUGUAAAAUGUAAACGGAGCACUGAGCGUACUGCAAGCUUUUUAUUUUCAAAGCCUUUUACAUUUAAUUCAGCUCAUGUCAUGCUAUUAAAAAAUGUGCGACCCACGGAACCAACUUUGAAGAUGACCACCACGACAUGUAAAAUCCACAAAAGUUCCUGUGAGAAACCUGCACCGUGCUGUCGACAGAGCUUAUUAUCGGAUGUAUUAGGUUACGAAAUCGGACUUUUUGUAUGUACUGUUAGAAAAAGACCCCACUGAACGAUUCAGAACAUAAACAAUCAUAUUGGUCUUGGUAAAAUGUAUUUUAUAACAUAAGGAAGUGAAAUGUCAUCACCAAAGUGGUUUUUCACCCACUCUGGGCAAAGUAGGUGGACACCCUACAUACUGCAGUCAUAUUACCUUCCCUGAGAUUACAGGUGACAGACUAGUCUCUUGGUCUGUCCUCAGUUCUUUAGAAAUUCUGUUUACAACUUUGUAAAUGUUUAUCUCAAACAGGAUCAGUUCCUCAUAGUCACGCUGAAUAGAGAGCUGCAUCAUGUCUUAGUAAUGAUGAGCUAGAUGUUAUGUCUCAUACACACUGACUAAGGCCUCAGUGCUGAGGACAUAGUGAGCCAACUCAGCUCAGUGAGAACAGCUCAUGCUGAGGACUUUUAGAGUGGUGAGCUCAGUAUCAGUUGUUUGUCUGGCAUGCAGCAGGCAUUUCACAGACAGACAGCUGCAUGCUCACAGCAUGCUCAGACACACAGACACAUACACUGACAUACACACACACACACAUUCAGCACGCUCAGGGACAGGCUCCAUGGAAGCGUCCAGGUUGGGUUGGACCGCACUAUGAUGUCAUCACUCCUCAUACGCUGGGGACGGAACGGGAUGUCUGGGACACUCCCACUGGGCACGAGCCCUCGGGCAUGCUCAGCUGUUCUUCAGGCCCACUGCUGACUCACAUGCACACACGCACACACACCGCCACAUCCCACCCACUACAGCUGUCUCCCGUCAGGGAGGCGCCUCUAGGUAUCCAUGGUGAAUAUUCAACCAAGGCUGAGGUGUGGAGAAGAAAGGUGCUAACUUAGGUCCUCACAUAGAAUGUCACAGUAGAGUGAUUUAGAGGUCUUCACGGAUCCACCUCUAUCCAAAUAUACCCGAGACCCCAUCCGGGACCCGAGCAGGUCUGGAUCCAGAAUUCUAAUGCCACGGGUCUAGAGGCGGUGAGAAGAGUGGAAGGAACGAGUGGCGGGGACGAAACAAUGGUAGUAGAGCCAUCACGGCCAGUCAAGGUUUCUCAUCAACCGAGGGAUUGUGAAAUGUUACAUGUUAAAAGGUGGACUUUGGAUUAUUUCUUGUAAUGGUCAUAAACUGUACAGCACAAGCGGAGAAGAAGUUGGAGAAAAUUGGAAUCAUUGUGAAUGCAGCUGAACGUUUCUUGGGUCUUCGUGAUUUCACAGCCGAGGCCUUGCAAGAAAUCAUGUCGGUGAAUGUUCCGCCUUCCAAGGCCCCUUAGCCUGUGUAGGGAUGUAUUUUGGAAUGGACUGUGAUUGAAUAAGUGGAAUGUUUUUUUUCUAGUUCAAUACCCCGUCCAGCUGGUGGCGGUAAUGCACCAUUAAUAUUGGAUGCCAACCACCAUUAAUAUUGGAUGCCAACCACCAUUAAUAUUGGAUGCCAACCACCAUUAAUACUGAAUGCCAACCACCCUUAAUACUGGAUGCCAACCCCCAUUAAUACUGGAUGCCAACCACCAUUAAUACUGGAUGCCAACCACCAUCAAUACUGGAUGCCAACCAGCAUUAAACCCCAUCGAAGAAGAAGAUGAAGAGGAACAGAUUUAGCUAGCUAGUUUCCAGACUGAAAUAAGAGAAAUAUCUGGAUAAAUCUUUGGACAAAUCUUUUUGCCAGAGCUGGCGCUACAGACGGAUAUAUUUGGUUGAGUAAUACAGGACUAUUAAAGGCCCAGUGCACUACUUUUGUAAAAAAAUAUAUAUAUUUCAAAAAACUACUUUUUUUUAUUUGAUUUUUUGAUUUUUCAGGGGGUGCUGCAGCACCCUCAGGACCCCUACUUCCCGCGGCUAUGUGUAGAACUAUCAUCAACACAUGCUUCUAUAUUCCCCCUUCUCGCUAGGAGCAUUUAUGUGCCCAGGCCCCAUAGGUAUGUCGAAGGGUCCACCCAGGUCACCAAUUUAGCUGACCAAUGUAGAGAGAGACAAGUGCCUUAGCAGAAUGCAAUAUAAAGCUAGUGUGGUCCAGAGGAGAACUCUACCAUUUAUGGCAAAAGCCUGGGCUCCGGGCGGGGACAAUAGAAUUCUCCACACUGCAUAUUACAAUAGUAAAAUAAUGCUUACACUCUACAUUGAAUUUAGUCUUUGAGAUGCUCAAACAAGCACGUAUAUCUGUAGUUGGUGUUCUUCAACUCUAAAAUGCACUAGACUGUGUAGGACAAAACCAACAAAGACAGGCAAAUGCAUAUGUGGUCCCAAUGUCUAAAUAGUGACUGCAGGGCUAGUUUAAACUGCAGUAGGAUGGUGAGUGAAUCACAGGUGAGUGAAUCAGUCCAUGCUUGGUGAAUAGCACUUGGUUGAUCUCUGGGAGCAGGACACAGGAGAGCUAAAUAGAUCAUGUGAGACAAAAGUGAGAGACAAGAAUGUAUAAAAUAAAUCAUCACAGCAAAGGAAUGUAGUUUGUGAGCUAGAAAAUGAACACCUGACAGUCUGAGGCAGGGUGCCAUGCAAUCAUCCUACUCCAACUAUAGACAGGGAUAAUGUGGCAUUCAUUAUUUGUCAGUAUGAAUGAAAUUAGUGCGUCCUUCCUUGAUCACUGUACUAGAUUUGCACUACUUGUCCUAUAGAUUUUUGUAGUCUUAAAUUAUUACUUGGAAUAAACUGAUAGCUAAAACACUCCUUGUCCCGGAAUGACAUACUAGCUAGUGAUGAAGCUAUCUGCUCCUGGUAGCUAGCAACAGAUCUACUAGCAAGCUAACUAACAAGCUAGCUCCAUUACUAAGGUUCCUGUGUUCUAAGUUGGGAGUCAUUUUACAGCUUGCAUUGAUGGUAUCGCGUUUCUAUAACUAAAUAGUUAGAUUAAAUAGUUAAAAAUAUUACCUGAUGAUAGCAAUUUGUCGGACGGAGAUCUCUCUUGUUAUCAUCAGCUGUCUACUACCUUAGAUACGAAUAACGUGAUCAGCAGAGAUACAGUACUACAAUGGAUAGCACACAUGUUUUGAUUGGUUUACAGUUUAGUGCUCGGCGGCAUUUGCCUGUCCAGCUAGCGGACAUAAAAGUAAGUAUUUAGAAAAACUUGGCAACAAUUGACAUCGCCAACUAACGGAAAUGUGUUCAGAAUAAAUAAAUAUACACAAUAUAUAAAAACCAGCUCCUCCCUCGACAGAGAUCGAUCAUCUCGAAAACUAGAGCAGCUAGCUUGCUACGGCCCACCACCUAUUGUUAUUGUUGGCCAAUCAAAAUUCAUCAAAGCGGCAAUAGGCUACAGUAAUAGAGACUGCAUGUGGGGCAAAAGUUAGGAGAUAUCUAAUCAAUGGAAGAUGGAAUUAAAAUGAUGGAAUUAAAAGUGAAAGGAGAUACUAGGCUACAACGACCAAGAGCCAACAUGUAGGCUGCUACUUAAUAUUCUGAAUGGAGUUGUUGUUGUUUGUAACUGUAGAAUGAGAAAGCGCAUGCACUGCAGCCUCAAUUAGCCUAGCUAGCUAACGUUAGCUAGCUUAACUAUCUUCUCCCGGUUUGAUGCAGUCAAGACCAGUACUACAUAAUCAUAUUUGAUGAUAAAUAACCUAGCUAUGGCAGCUAUUAGUCUACUAUAGCGUGAGUCGGCUUGGUUGGUUGCUGUCUCUCAUAUCUCCCUCCCUGCUCCCUGCUCCCUGUGUCACAGUACAGCCCCUCCCCUGCCUGCUAGAGCGCCACCUCUCUCUCCCGCCUCUCGCGCUUUCUUCUUCUUCUUGGGUGGGGUUUAUUGGUGGCUGGCAUCCAACGUUAUGGUACAUUACUGCCACCUACUGUACUGGAGUGUAGGCCAGAGACAAGGAGAAACUAAAUCUUACCUGCAGCCCCGUUUCUCUUACAAAAAGAUAACAACGUAUUUGAGACUGUAUGUAAUGACAUUGUACUCAAUAUACUCAAACAAAUGUCCUGUAUCCCUUUCUCCCUCAUACUAGAUCUCAGCCUCUCUCUUUCCGUCUCAUACUGCCCACACUGUAUCAAUACAUGCUCCACUGUCUCUGUUUCCUGGCAAUAAUCACACUUUCCUUUUGGAUGCUUUCCUAUCACAUUUAAAGUCUUAUUCAACCGGCUGUGUCCCAUCCUUAAUCUUGUAACAAUAGCCUCCUCUCUACUCCUCUCGCGCUUUAUGAGCUCAGGUUAAUAAUGUAGCUUAAUGAUAUGCUACUUCCCUCACUCGGAUCAGACUGGGUCUGGACCUGACCAGGUUUAUACGGAACGGGUCUAGUUGUCCUCAAGUCUGUUCGGAACGUGUCUCUAUAUUAAUUAAUUUAUGCAUAUUGGGUCCGGGUGAGAAAUCCCCAGGUCCAUUUCGGAAUGGGCCAACUUUUUGGACCCGUGAAGAGUAAUUCACUACUGUAUUGUCACAUCACAUACCAGUUAUGUAUAUUGGUGUAAUACCUCAAGGCUUGCUAACAAGACCAUUGGUGUGGAUGUAAACUUUUAAGGCUUUGGAAAUAAAUAAAAUAUAUGAAUAAGGCCAAUAUCGAUGCUUCAGAAAAAUGUCACAAGUGAGAAUAAACCCCUAGACCAUAAACUGCUGACUCUUUCUUUCUCUCAUACCUCUCUCCUGUUCUCUCCCUCCCUGUGUGCCUUUACAGGUCUGCUGGAGGAUGAGCGUCUGGCCAGUGCCCAUCAGGCAGAAGCCUUCGCACGACAGGUCCACAACCUGCAAGGUACUGUCUGCAGCAGAUGUAUAUAGUGCUGAAUCUGGUGCCAAUAAUAAAGCACCAGAGAGCAUCAGUAUAUAUCACGAGGCCCUCCAGCAUCGGUAUUUAGAACGUUUGGGAUGUACACAUCACGACUCACACGUCACAGCAGCCACAGAGCUGAAACAAUUACAUGUAAGGCUGUUUGACACAAAGAUUGCUAAUGGGGAAAAUGUUUUGAUUGGUAAUGAAUAGACAAUUCAUCAAUGUCCAAUAACCAUAUGGAAUUCCAUUGUCCCACCUAACCUCUAAUGAAAAGUUUACAUUUGAGGUGCCACAGAGACAGUGUGUGUCCCAAAUUGCACCCUAUUAUUUAUAUAGCGCACUACUUUUGAUCAGGGCCCAUAGGGGAUGCCCCCACAGAAAGGCUACAUAGACAGAAAGGCUGUGUUGCAUAAGUGUGAGGUGAUGUAAUUGACUGUAAAGUGUUAAAUGUGUGUGUCGUCAUUUAUCUUACGGGGAUUUGAGUCAAUUGUCUGUUGUCAAUGUCUGGGGCUCACUGACAGCACAUUUACAACCAGUUACAUCGGCUACUCUUGCAAAUCCCAACUUACUUUUCUCCCAGGCACACCCAUAUGCUCAUGCACACUGUUAUCAGAUCUCCUCACUUAUCACUACCUAACUCCUUUUGGCCUAGAACUAGCACACCUGAUUCAAUAGUCAAUGGCUUGAUGAUUAUUUGACAAGUUGAAUCAGGUGAGCUAGCUCUGGAAUAGAUCAAAUGGAACAGCUAAUGGUCCCCAAGGAGAGGUUUGAGGAACACUGCUGUACGUAUAACCAUUUAAACUCUUGUCCCUGUAUGUCUCCCUCCCCAGCCCAGCUGCGUUCAGUACAGGAGGAGAUGGACUCUCUAGAGGAGGAGAAGGAGAGUGAGCUGACUGAGGCUCACGAGGAGCUACGCCUCGCCCAGGAGGAGGUGCUGCUUUACCUUAUGCUAUUUUACUUUACUUAAGCUACUUUACUUUAGGCUAUUCAACUUUACUUUAGGCUAUUCUACUUUACUUUAGGCUAUUCUACUUUACUUUAGGCUAUUCAACUUGACUUUUGGCUAUUCAACUUUACUUGAGGCUAUUCUACUUUACUUUAGGCUAUUCAACUUUACUUUAUGCUAUUCUACUUUACUUUAGGCUAUUCUAUUUUACUUUAGGCUAUUCUACUUUACUUUAGGCUAUUCUACUUUACUUUAGGAUAUUCUACUUUACUUUAGGCUAUUCUACUUUACUUUAGGCUAUUCAACUUUACUUUUGGCUAUUCUACUUUACUUUAGGCUAUUCUACUUUACUUUAGGCUAUUUUACUUUAAUUUAAGCUAUUUUACUUUAAGUUACUUUACUUUACUUAAGCUACUUUACUUUAGGCUAUUCAACUUUACUUUAGGCUAUUUUACUUUACUUGAGGAUACUUUAUUUUAAGCUAUUUUACUUUAAGUUACUUUACUUUACUUUACACUACUUUACUUUAGGGGUAUUCUACUUUAGGUUAUUCUACUUUUUGUUAGGCUAUUUUACUUUACUUUAGGCUAUUCAACUUUACUUUACUAGUUCCAGAAGUAUGGUAUGUGUUCUCUGCAAGUGAUGGUGAGUUUGUGACUGUUCUGUUCCUUGUGUUACAGGUGGUGCUGCUGAGCUUGAUUGAUUUAUUGAUUGAUUAUUUGCAGGUUCUGCUUCUGCAGCAGGCGGCUGAGGAGGCAGCGGCCGAGAGGGAGAACGACAUUGCGUCCCUGCAGGAGGAGCUGUGUCGCCUCCGGGCCCAGCUGGGGAGGCUCAACGGUGAAGCGCAGGAAUACGAGCUGGAGAUCACCACUCUGAGAGCAGAGAUCAGCAUGAAGAGUCAAAGAAGGGAGGAAGAGAGGAAAGGAGGUGAGAGAGAGGGGAGGAGGUGAGGAGAGGAGUGGGAGGAGAGGAGAAGCAAUAUGAGCUGGAGAUCACCACGCUGCGAGUCGAGAUCUGGGAUGGUCUUCACAGUAAAUUUGCUGAUCUUAUUAUGCCUGACCCCUGACCUUGUCCACCGGCCAGGUCAAAGCAGCAUCAGCCAAGGGCUUUUCUAGACCCUUCCUCCCUUCCCUGAGUCACACCCUAACCCUCACCACCAGAGCAGAGCAGUGAUGUCAUGUAUUGGGAGUGUGUCCCUGACAUGUCAUGGUGCCUCCCCCCUACCUCCCCCAUGCCUUGCCCUGACUAACUCAGAGGGUGACAUCACUGUCACCCUUGGUAUCCCAAACACACACCCCUAUCACCCCACCACCACCCCUGCAGUUCCCUGGGUGAGAGUGAGCGGUGCAGUGUAAAACACGUUUGUAAUGUUUCAGCCUUUCCCCGACCCCUUUUAUUAAACCCAAACACUGAUUUAUGUCUUUGACUGUGAGAUUCUAACCAUGAUGCAGCUAGCAAUAACACAGACAGUACCUCAUGCACAGGUUUCAUCAUGUUAUCAGUAUAGAUGCCUAGACAGAGCACUCUAGGAGUGGGAGAGUCAGUAGGGUUUGGGUCACAGUUUUAUGGGUGUCAAAUUCCAGUCUGACGUUAGGUUUACAGACAGUAGGUCUUUCUCUUUCUGUGUCUGUCAUUGAUGUCUAUUUACAGUGGGCAGAGUACAGACAUGUACAAUAGGCUUAAUGGUUUUGAUGGGUAGGGCACAAAAGUAAAGACUCAGAGUUGAUACUUUAGUUAAACCUGCCAUGUGCAUAGUGAGGAGUGGUACAUCUAUCACACCCCCACGUUUACCUGUGGUCACACAAACAGAACUUGUGGAGGAUGUGUUGCUGUGUAGCUCUUGGGUUGUGUUCAUUAGGGGACACAGUAGGAAAAUGUUUCAAAAUGAGCAACGGAAAACAAGUGUUUCUUAUUGGACAAGUUCAGAGAGUACCUCCCUAGAUCACUCCGUUUCAGACCGUUUUCUUACGUUUCGUGCCGACUGAACAGGACCCUGAUGUGUGACGAUCCUGUUGUGUUCUGUCAGGUGACGUAGGUACAUUGAGGCAGGAGUGUGUCACGUUGAGGGAGGAGUGUGAGACUCUGAAGGACGACAACAGACGCCUGACUGAGAGACUACAGCUCCUCCAGCUACAGAGGACAGGGUGAGAAGACACAAUUAUUUGGCUACUUAGUCUGCUUACAUAAUCUGCUAACCAUUUCAACUGAACAAAAAUAUAAACGCAACAUGCAACAAUUUUUUACUGAGUUACAGUUCAUAUAAGGCAAUCAGUCAAUUGAAAUAAAUAAAUUAGUCCCUAAUCUAUGGAUUUCACAUGACUGGGAAUACAGAUAUUCAUCUGUUGGUCACAGAUACCUUAAAGAAAAGGUAGGGGCGUCGAUCAGAAAAACAGUCAGUAUCUGGUGUGACCACCAUUUGCCUCAUGCAGGGAAACCCAUCCUUCGCAUAGAGUUGAUCAGGCUUCCAGGAAUUGUGUACAGAUCCUUGCGACAUGGGGCUGUGCAUUAUCAUGCUGAAACAUGAGGUGAUGGCGGCGGAUGAAUGGCACGACAAUGGGCCUCAGGAUCUCGUCAUCGUAUCUCUGUGCAUUCAAAUUGCCAUCGAUAAAAUGCAAUUGUGUUCUUUGUCCGUAGCUUAUGCCUGCCCAUACCAUAACCCCACCGCCCCCAUGGGGCACUCUGUUCACAACGUUGACAUCAGCAAACUGCUCGCCCACACAACACCAUACACGCUGUCUGCCAUCUGCCCGGUACAGUUGAAACCUGGAUUAAUCCGUGAAGAGCACAUUAUCUUGGCAAAUGAGAAAUGCUCACUAACAGGGACGUAAACAAAUGUGUGCGUAAUGAAAAUGUCUCGGAUCUUUUAUUUCAGCUCAUGAAACAUGGGACCAACACAUUACAUAUUGCGUUUAUAUUUUUGUUCAGUGUAGUAAAAAGCAUACGAUUUCAUUGUCGACCAUAUCAAUUCUUCUUCUUCUUCUUCUUUUCACCUAAUCCACUUUGUGAUUUUCCUCUCUCCUCUUGCUCCACACCAGCUCCAACAGCGUAUACCUGUCCCUGAAGGAGGGUGAGAUAGCUGGUACGGGAGUGGGGGUGGGCACAGAGGAGGGGGGCAUGGCAGAGAGCUAUAUGACCAUGGCUGAGUGCCAGUCUACGAGCCCGGGCACCAACUGCCGCCUGGUGGACGCCUCCAUCCAGAAGAACAUCUCGUUCGAUGGGAAACCCAUGACCCCCACCGGCUGGAAUGGAGGAUUUGGGGAGAUCUUCUCACUGAGGGACCAGCUGAAACAGGCUGAGGAGAAGGCCUUGCUGGUAGAGAGACAGGUAUGUUAUGGUAAUGGAACGGUACGGUACAGUACAGUCUGAUAGAUGGAUCUGGAAAGGAAGAUUCAGGGAGAUCUUCUUUCUGAGGGACCAGGUGAUAAAAGGCAGGGGAAGACCUCGCUGGUACAGAGACAGGUAUGUUAGUCACCAGACUGUGCCAUAGUCACUGUAGUAGUGGAUGCCCACUGACUAUUAGAGCAGUUUUAAUCAGACAGAUUCAGAAGAAAACGAUAAAGCCACGCUUAGCACAGUAGCAAAGAAAAACAACAGAGCAGCAGCUGCACAACCACUGACUACCCUGACUACCCUGUAAGUAGCUAAUGUUCUUUAUUAGGUGCUGCAGCAAUGGACAACGACAAAAUGUACAGACCUGGCCUGUAAUAUGUCAGGAUGAACCUCUGUUCUGAAGUGUUCAACAAGUGUUCUUUCUAGGGAGUGUUUACUUGCCACUGUGCUUCUGCUUGCUAUUUGAGGUCUAAGCCGGGUUACUGUAAAGAUCUUUGUGACAGCUGUGGAUGUAAAAAGGGCUUUGUUAAUAAAUGUGAUUGAUUGAUCCUUUAUGUUCUACUCUGUCUCCCUCAGUGUGAUGGGUUGAAGAUGGAGCUGCGGGAGCUGCAGGUACUGUAUGACUGCAGCCAGAGGGAGAGGGCGGAGCUGGAGGAGGAGCUACUGCACUGCAAGGCAGAGCUUGAGAGGUUGGCUGGAGGGGGGCAGGUGAGAGGUCACACUGGGGUUAGAGGUCAGGGGUCACGAUAAUGAUAGGAGUUAAUAAUGGUAUAUUGCAUAUCUAUCAGAAGGCUUUUUGGGGCGUAUGGGAUCUAUUCUAACUAUUUCUGACUGUUUUCUGACUUCAACGUUUCUCUGCUUGAGAUUUUUGACUGUUGUGUUUUAAACUUUCAAGUUUACGCAAAUGAAAACAAGAAAUACAGCACACACAUCACACCUAUUCUGUGUCUGUUUAUUCCACGUGUUAUGUGUGUAGAUACUGUUGAAAUAUUUUUAUUUGAACCUUUAUUUAAGCAGGGAAAUCCCAUUGAGACCAAGGCCUCUUUUACAAUCAAUACAAAUGUACAACAUUUACAAAUACAACAUACAAAAUACAAAUUACUCCAUCAUCAACUUACAAAACACAAUCAUGCAAAACAAACACAUUCUUCAGUAAAAAGGUAAACAAUUAGCUGUCUGAAUUGCCCUAGCGGCACCAAAGCAUUACAUUUUAAAGAGUUCUGGAGAUUAUUCCACAAGUAAGGUGGACAUUUUUUAAAAGGAGAUUUACCUAAUUUAGUGGAGAUUGAAGGGAUUUCCAGAGUUAACCAUCCCUGAGACCGGGUCUGAUAGCUCGUACGUCUGUAGGUUAAGGGAGUAUUUUGCUUUUUUACAACCAAAUCUACAUUUUUUAUGUAAAUGUAAUGUUAUAGAAGGGUCCAGACACUUGUUUUGUGAUUUCACUUGUUUUUGAGAAACUUAUCCCCAACCAACAAUUAAUUUUCUCAUCCUUGUUGUGCAGUAUGGUGGUUCUAACAAAACAUGAACAAAGGCUCCAAAAACACCAAAAUAAGUCCUUUUAGAAACGGAAAAGCUCUCAGUAUAGUGAUGAAGGUCUUUACAUGAAAUCCACAACGUUAUAUUCCAAUUUGUUGCAACUCGAGCGAUACCUCACUGUCCGUUCUACAGGUAACUGCCAAAAUAAAGGAAACACUAGAGUAAACUAUGAAUACAAAGUACAUUGAAAGUAGGUGCUUCCACACAGGAAGAUCCAGACACUUGUAGAAUCUAUGCCAAGGCGCAUUGAAGCUGUUCUGGCAACUCGUGGUGGCCCAACGUCCGUUUAAGACACGUUAUGUUUACUUUAUUUUGACAGUUACCUGCAGCAGCAGGCUAAUAGGAGAAUGGAACAGCUGGAUAGGGGAAACGGCUCGAGUUGCACAAAAUGUAAUAAACCGUUGUGGAUAAAGACAAUUGAAUGUGUACAAAAAGACCUGCAUCACGAUACUUAGAGCGUUUCUGUUUCUAAAAGGACGUAUUUGGGUGUUUUUUUGAGCAUUUGUUCAUGUUUUUUCCUCAUCCCACAACGAGGAUGAGGAAAUUAAUGGCUAGUUGUGGUAAGUUUCUCAAAAACAGGUGAAAUUGCAAAAAAAGUGUCUUGACCCUUCUAGAACAUGCCAUUUAUAUGGAAAUAUAGAUUUGUUUGUAAAAAAGCACACUUUUCCUUUAACAAUGAAAUAAGGUACAGCAGAAGUUAGUGCAAGGGCUUUAUAAACAAAGAUGGUGCAAUGCGUCGAUCUAUGAGACUUCAGAGAGGGCCAGCCUACUUUUUGAUACAGAAAGCAGUGAGGUGUAUUGAAACUCUCGCCCAUUACAAAGCGCAGUGUGCAAUGAUAAACUGCCUCCAAUGGCUUCAAAUCAGUGGCAGCCGCAUUCAUCACCAUAAUCUAUAACCGGUAUGAAUGUCGACUGAAUGAUUUGUUUUCUGCUAUUUAACGAAAGGCAUGCCCUAUUCCUAUAAAGGAAGCCCAUUUUAAUUCUUAACUUGUUAACUAACUCGUCAAUAUGGUUUUUAAAGAUUGCUUUUCGUCAAUCCAGAUAACCAGAUAUUUAUAAGCAGGGACACGAUCAAUGUGGGCACCAUUCAAUAAAACAUCAGAUAGAUUUUUAAGCUUUCUGGAAAAUAACAUGUACUUAGUUUUACCUGCAUUAAGUACCAAUUUCAGUUCCACAAAGGCUUUCUGCAAAGCAGAAAAUGAAGACUGUAGUUCUGAAAGAGCCUUGUCAAAAUAAGGGGCAACAGAGAAUACACAACAGUAUCAUCCAAUAUUGUUUAUAUAGAUAGUAAAAAGUACAGGGCCCAAAAUCGACCCUUGUGGGAGACCUUUAGUAAUAUCAAGGAAACCUGACUUAACACCAUCAGAAGAAACACAUAGUGUGCUUUCUGUCAGGUAGUUUUCAAACCAAUUGCACGCUGCCUGACUCAGACCAAUUUCAGACUGUCUACAAAUGAAUAAUGAAUGAUCAACAGUGUCGAACGCCUUCGACAGGUUUAUGAAAAGGCCAGCACAAUGCUGCCUUUUGUCCAUACCAUUUACAAUGUCAUUUAACACCAAAGAAGCAGCGUAUAUAGCGCUUUGACCUGGCCUGAAACCAGAUUGAUGGAAAUGUAGAAUACAUUUUGAAGCUAGAAAAUAUAUAACCUGAGUGUUGAUUAAAGAUUCAGAAAAUGUUGCUAGGCAAGACAGUUGCGAUUCAGUCGGGCGAUAGUUAUUCAUGUCGGAGGGAUCACUAACUUUGUGGAGAGGGAGCACAUGGGCAGCCUUCCAAACCGUAGGGAUGAUUGCGCAAUCAGGGGAACAGAAAGCUGCAGCAAGAAAGGAUCAAGCAAAUCAUCCCCAAAUGAUUUUUUAAAAUAUAAAUCUUAAGCAAGGCAUCUAGCACAUCAUAAGUAGUAAGUUGUUGAAAUGACAACAGGGAUUCACUAGAAGAUUAUGGAUCUUCCAUUGAGCCAGCUAGAGGCUGGGAGAGGGAAGAGCAGUCAACUGACUGACUGUCAGUUAAACCACCAGUUCUUUCAAAUAAAAAACCUGCUGAGAUAACAUGCGGAUGAAAGGUACUUACUAAAUGUUUCUCAGUAAUGAUCCAGAAUCUGACACAACUUGCUUAGGCAGUCAGUGCAUUAACUGUUUUCCAAAAUGUAGACAGAUUACCAGAGUCUGAGCUAGAACUCAGAAAGUAGCUUGAUUUCGCUUUCUUAAAAGUGGUUAUUUCGCAGUUGCCUGAAAAUCUACCAACCAGCUACUGAGUCAGUUUUUUCUAGCCUUAACCCAGGCCAGGCAGGCCUGAUUUUUCAUCGUAAAGAGAUCUGAAAGUUCUAUAGAGAACCAAGGAUUUGUUCUAUUUUUUUACUCUAAGGCGUUUGAAGAUGAGAAAAAUUCUAAAGCCAAUUCUGGGUUAGGCAAUUCUGGUUUUUUUUUUAAAAAAGUUUAUCUUCAUAAUUAUACGAGGAUCAGUGGUUUUCUGUUUGGUAUCUCUAAUACAUGCAAUAGGACAGUGAUCACUGAGAUAAUUUGCAAAGACACCAAUGGACAAGUACUUAUGUGGGCUUGUUUUCAGAAUUAGGUCAAUCGGAGAGGAUUUUGCUUCUUUGUUUUUUUACAUUAAUCCAUGUGGGUUCUGAAAUCAGUUGAGUCAAGUCAAGACAAAUAUUAUUUAAAUGAUCUGAGGCCAGGGUAAGCCCAUAUAUGUUAAAAUCCCAUAAAACUACCAAUUCAGAUGACAGAAAAGGGCUUAAAUCCUUGAAAUAGAGCUACAUAUAUACAGUGUCUUCAGAAAGUAUUCAUACCCCUUGACUUAUUCCACAUUUUGUUGUGUUACAGCCUGAAUUAAAAAAAAAAAUCGUACACGUAGUGAAAACAUAUUUUUUGAAACUUUAGCAAAUGUAUUUCAAAUGAAAUACAGAAAUAUCUCAUUUACAUAAGUAUUCACACCCCUGAGUCAAUACUUUGUAGAAGCACUUUUUGGCAGAAAUUAAAGCUGUGAGUCUUUCUGGGUAAAUCUCUAAGAGAUUUCAAGCUCUAUCAAAUUGUUUGUUGAUCAUUGCUAGACAACCAUUUUCAGGUCUUGCCAUAGAUUUCCAAGUAGAUUUAAGUCAAAACUGUAACUCGGCCACUCAGGAACGUUCACUGUCUUCUUGGUAAGCAACUCCAGUGUAGAUUUGGCCCUUGUGUUUUAGGUCCUGCUGAAAUGUGUCACCAGUGUCUGGUGGAAAGCAGACUGAACCAGAUUUUCCUCUAGGAUUUUGCCUAUGCUUAGCUCCAUUCCUUUUCCUUUUAAUCCUGAAUAACUACCCAGUCCUUAACGAUUGCAAGCAUACCCAUAACAUGAUGCAGCCACCACUAUGCUUGAAAAUAUGGAGAGUGGUACUCAGCAAUGUGUUGGAUUGGAUUUGCCCCAAACAUAACACUUUGUAUUUAGGACAAAAAGUGAAUUGCUUUGCCACAUUUUUUUGCAAUAUUACUUUAGUGCCUUGUGGCAAACAGGAUGCAUGUUUUGGAAUAUUUUUAUUCUGUCCAGGCUUCCUUCAUUUCACUCUGUCAAUUAGGUUAGUAUUGUGGAGUAACUACAAUGUUGUUGAUCCAUCCUCAGUUUUCUCCUAUAUCGGCCAUUAAACUCUGUAACUGUUUUAAAGUCACCGUUGGCCUCAUGGUGAAAUCCCUGAGGGGUUUCCUUCCUCUCCGGCAACUGAGUUAAGAAGGACACCUGUAUCUUUGUAGUGACUGGGUGUAUUUAUACACCUUUGAAAGUGUAAUUAAUAACUUCACCAUGCUCAAAGGGAUAUUCAUUGUCUGCUUUUUGAAUUUUUAACCAUCUACCAAUAGGUGCCCUUCUUUGUGAUGCAUUGGAAAAUCUCCCUGGUCGUUGUGUUUGAAAUUCACUGCUCAACUGAGGGACCUUACAGAUAAUUGUAUGUGUGGGGUACAGAGAUGAGGAAGUUAUUCCAAAAUCAUGCUAAACACUAUUAUUGCACAAAGAGUGAGUCCAUGCAACUUAUUAUGUGACUUGUCAAGCCAAUUCUUACUCCUGAACUUAUUUAGGCUUAACAUAACAAAGGGGUUGAAUACUUAUUGACUCAAAACAUUUCAGCUCUUCAUUUUUAAUCAAUUUGUAAAAAUGUUUAAAAACAAAAUUCCAUUUUGACAUUAUGGGGUAUUGUGUGGGCCGUUGACAAAAAAAGUAUACAUUUAAUCAAAUUUUAAAUCAGGAUGUAGCACAACAAAAUGUGGAAGAAGUCAAGGGGUGUGAAUACUAUCUGAAGGGACUUUAUAUUGAUAAAUGUGUUUAUAUACAUAAUUUACUGUAUAUUAUUAUAUGCUUUGAUAAAAGCUGACAAUGACUGUCAGAUCAUAUCAAAGAACAUGCUUGAGGGCUAUGAUCUCUGUCUGUAUGUGGCACUGCAAAUUGCCCUCCACUUUGUCUGUGUCAUGCCCUCCCUAUGGCAGCACUGUCCCUUGUGUCAAACUGUCUGCCUGUCCCUACUCAGUCUCAGUCUAAAAAUACUGUGCUUUGUGUUAUAUGUCCACAUGCUUUAUGUGUUUAAUGUACACAUGGGAAAUUAAUGAGGAAAGAGUUAGGAGAUUUUCACCAUGUGUUUCAAGAUCUUGUUUUGUGUCACUAUUUUCCAUUUUUGAUUUUUGUUUGUUUUGUCACAAUAGACAAUUUCAGUCACAUAUGCACAUAAAUACUCACACACACUGUACUAACAUAUUUCAUACUUUUUUUCUUAAAAUCUUUGUAAGAAUCUGGUGGCUUACUUUGGCAUAAUAAAUUCUUAUGCACUGUCGAUCAGUCGAAUCGACGGGAUCUAUCUAUCUACCUUUCCAUCCCUACCCUAUUUGUAUCAGUCCACACCAUAACUCCCCUACCCCUUCAUAGCAAGGCCAUUCAUGUUUCAUUUUGGAUUUAUUUGGGUGAUUUGUGGUGUCCAUAUGUAAACGUUUUUGCCCUCCACUCAUUUAUUAUUUUGUUCUCUCCAUUCCCCCCUCCAUCUUCAUCCACCCCUCCCUCCUUUUCUUUUCCUCAUCCAGUGCAACAUCCAUUCGUCUGAGUCCCCUGUUCUCUCCAUCCCCUUCAUAGGAAUGAUUGUAAUAUUGGGAGUGGUUUGGUGCUGGUUGUCCGAGCUGGCGUCCCAGAAAGCAAGGUAG